Molecule: messenger RNA, 8663 nt
Organism: Stegostoma tigrinum
Lineage: Eukaryota; Metazoa; Chordata; Chondrichthyes; Orectolobiformes; Stegostomatidae
Gene: aamp
Product: angio-associated, migratory cell protein
Exons: 11
Coding region: 446-1837 (463 amino acids)
Cellular component (GO): cytosol
Molecular function (GO): protein binding
Source: RefSeq, a predicted model, not a curated record
CCUCCAGAAUCCCGGCAAGCAGCGGGGAGCACGGCAACUUCCUCACGGCUCAUGCGCAGAUACAGCCGCUGGUGAGACGGGACUUCAAAUUCACGAUUCGACUUGAUUUACUCCAACGGAUGACACUUAGGAGCGAUCUGGGAAGAAAGACUCCAUGAGGAGGAAUCAGAGACGGUUUGCCCUCCAUCAAGGCAGGACUACAACUCCCAGGGAGUCCCGCGGCGUGUAGACGGAACCGAACCCCGGAUAUUCCUUUCCUCACGGUUGUCCGGGUGAUACCGAAAGCCGGUUCUGGAUUGGCUGGAAACGUUGUCAAUCAUACAUUGACCUUCCGGUUGGUGAGUCGGGCCUCGACAGGGCGCCUGCGAAAAGCCGCCUGGUCAACAUGACCGGGUUAAGUCAGUUAGUGUAACUAGGUGAGCGGUAACUAGGGACGUGAGGGAGAAUGGAAGAGGGGGAGCUGAGCCCCCAGCUGGAGUUACACCAAGGCGAGGAGAUUGUGGAAGUGAUCGAACUGAAUCCCAACCAACAGCCGCAGGAGGAGGAUGACCUACUGAAUGAUGUGGAAGAAGAUGAUGAUGACGAUGAUGGGGAAUGGGAGACCGAAGAUGAUGAGAACAUGGAGGUGGUACGAGAUGACAGUGAUCUGACUUUCUCCAGGCACACAAAGGCAGUAUUCUGCUUGAGUUUGGACCCGAAGAGUAAUUCGUUGGCAGUGACUGGUGGUGAGGAUGAUACAGCCUUUGUGUGGAGAUUGGCUGAUGGUGAGGUGCUGCUAGAAUGUACAGGCCACAAAGAUUCUGUCAUCUCAGCCUCCUUCAGUCAUGACUCUGCUCUGGUUGUCACGGGAGACAUGAGUGGGCUGAUCAAAGUCUGGAAAGUUGAAACCAAGGAAGAAAUCUGGUCAUUUGAAGUAGGCGAUCUCCAGUGGGUAGAGUGGCACCCUUGUGCCCAUGUGCUGCUGGCUGGCACAGAUGAAGGCAGCUGUUGGAUGUGGAAAAUCCCCAGUGGGGAAUGCAAAACCUUUUCAGGCUCUGGAUGCCAAGCGACCUGUGGCAAGAUCCUCCCUGAUGGUUACCGUGCAGUCAUUGGCUAUGAAGAUGGAACAGUAAGAAUCUGGGAUCUGAAACAAGGACUGCAGCUUCACCUGGUGAAAGGGGAGGAUGGUCACCAGGGCCCCCUAACCUGUCUCUCUGUGAAUGAUACUGGGAGCCUGGUCUUGACAGGGUCUGUUGACUGCACAGCCAAACUCCUCAAUCCUCUCACCGGCAAGGUGGUUGCUGUCUUUUCAGUCCCAAAUGACACAAAAGAAUGUGUGGACAAAGAACAGAUGGAGGAUACCGAAUCCAGCUCCAAUUCUGUCGAGUCAGUGGGAUUUUGUCGGGUGCUUCCCUUGGUUGCUGUUGGAUUUUUGGAUGGUACCAUGGUGAUUUGGGAUAUCCCAUCACAGACAGUUCGACACAAGUGGCAGCUUCAGGCUGGUAUUGUGCAGCUGCUGUGGGAGGACCACUCAGCCAUCAUAUACACGGGGAGCCUUGAUGGAGCUGUGCGCAUCUGGGACGCCAGGUCAGGAAGAAUGGAGGGUGAAUGCUGCGGCCAUGCUGCAGAAAUCCUGGAUUUUAUGGUGAACAAGGAACUCCACGAAGCUGCGGUACCACUUGAAGUGAGUUCUUCAGGUAUCCUGACCCAAGAUCCUAUUUCCACAGCCACUUUCUUCUGCUUUGCAGCCGUGAUGGCAUUUCAAGAGACAAACUCAUCAGAGCAUCAGUGUAGAGGAGACAUUACACUCCCAAACGAUUUAAUAGACCGGUUAACAACACACUCCGCUCCAUUUUGAAUUUGUUUUAGUCUCUCAUGGGAUGUGGGCAUUGCUGGCUGCCAGCAUUUAUUGCCCCAUCCCUAGUUGUCCCUUGACAAGGGUUGUGAUGAGCUGUCUUCUUGAACCACUGCGUUCUAUGCACUGUAGGUUUACCCACAAUCCACCCCCAAGGGAAUUCCAGGAUUGUUACCCAGCAACAGCAAAGAAACGGUGAUAUAUUUCCAGGUCAGGAUGGUGAGUGGCUCGGAGGGGAACUUGCAGGGGGUGGUGUUCCCAUGUACCUGUUGCCCUUAAUCUUCUAGAUAGAAAUGGUUGUGGGUUUGGAAGGUGCUGUCUGAGCAUCUUUGGUGAGUAUCUGCGGUGCAACUUGAAGAUAGUCCAUAAAAACCCGAAAGAAAUGCGGAUGCUGUAAAUCAGAAACAAAAAUAGUUUCCCGGAAAAUCUCAGCAGGUCUCGCAGCAUUUGUGAAGAGAAGGUAGAGUUAACCUUUUGGGUCCAAUGACCCUCCCUCAAAACUGAUGGUAGCCAGGAAAAUGUCAAUUUAUGUGCAGAACAUAGGGUGGGGAGAGGGGAUAAUGAGAAAAUGAUAGGGUAGGAUAGAGCCCAAAGAGAGAUUGAUAAUGAUCCAGCUGGGAGGGUGAAUAGUUGUUAAUGGGGACUGUUAGUGACUAACAACAGGUAGUGUGUAGUGGCAGACUGUGUGAUAAGAAGGCCUGGUAUGUGGGGUGGGGACCGGGACAUGGGAGUGUUCAGCUCCUAGAAUUAUUGAACUCGAUAUUGAGUCCGGGGGGGCUGCAGGGUCCCCAAGCGGAAAAUGAGAUGUUGUUCCUCCAGCUUGGGCUGAGCUUCACUGGAACGAUGCAGCAAGCAUGAGACAGUGAUGUUGGCCAGGGAACAGGGCGGUGUGUUAAAGUGGCAGGCAACUGCAAUAACCGCCCCCAGAGGAUCCCCCUCGUUCUCACACACCACCCCACCAACCUCCAGAUACAACGCAUCAUCCUCCAACACUUCCGCCAUCUACAAUCCGACCCCACCACCCCAGGCAUUUUUCCAUCCCCACCCUUGUCUGCCUUCCAGAGAGACCACUCUCUCCGUGACUCCCUUGUUCGCUCCACACUCCCCUCCAACCCCACCACACCCGGCACCUUCCCCUGCAACCACGGGAAAUGCUACACCUGCCCCCACACCUCCCCCUCACCCCCAUCCCAGGCCCCAAGAUGACUUUCCACAUCAAGCAGAGGUUCACCUGCACAUCUGCCAAUGUAGUAUACUGUAUCGACUGUACCCGGUGUGGCUUUUUCUACAUUGGUGAAACCAAGCGGAAGCUUGGGGACCGCCUACCAACCUCAUCCCGCCUCCUUGACUUGUCUGUCCUCCCCAGACUGACCUAUUCCCUUCCCACCUCUACUCUCCUCUCCACCUAUCUUCUCCUCUAUCCAUCUUCGGUCCGCCUCCCCCUCUCUCCCUAUUUAUUUCAGAACCCUCUCCCCACCCCCUCUCUGAUGAAGGGUCUAGGCCCGAACCUUCAGCUUUUGUGCUCCUGAGAUGCUGCUUGGCCUGCUGUGUUCAUCCAGCUCCACACUUUGUUAUCUUGGAAGCUCAGGGUCUUAUUUUGGAGGCAGAACGUACGUUUCCCUAAAUAUAAAAGAGACCACACUGUGAGCAGCGAAUGCAGUAGACUAGAUUCUGGGAAGUGCAGAUGAAGUGCUGCUUCACCCGGAAGGUAUGGUUGGGCCGUUGGAUAUUGAGGAGGGAGGAAGUAAAUGGGCUGGUGUUGCACCUUCAGCAGGUGCAGAGAAAGGAGCCAUGGUGCUGAUUUUGGGGACUGUAAGGGGGGGUGUGUUUGGGGUGAAGGAAGUGUAGACCAGGGUGUCCCAGAGGGAAUGGUUCCUGUGGAAGGUGGACAGUGGAUGGGAGGGAAAUAUGUGUCAGGUGGUGGCAUCUCGCUGGAGGUGGUGGAAAUGAUGGCUAAUGAUCUUCUGGAUGUGGGUGCUGGUGGAAUGGUAGGUAAGGAUAUGGGGAACCCUAUUGCUGUUACGGGAGGGAAGAGAAGGGUUGAGGGCAGAAGUGUGGGAGAUGGGUUGGACCUGGUUGAAGGCCCUGCUGGGGAAUCCUCAGUUGAGGAAUAAGGUGGACAUUUCGGAAGCUCCCUUGUGGAAGUUGGCCUCAUCUGAACAUAUACAACGGAAACUGAGGAACUGAGAGAAUUGGAUAGAGUCUUUACAGAAAGCAGGGUGUGAGGCUGUAAAGCCCAGGUAGCUGUGGUAUUUGUUGGGUUUAUAGUGGAUAUUAGUGGCUAGUCUCUGCCCAGAAAUGGACUCAUGGCAGAAAUAUAUUGGCGGAGGCAAGGUAGCGCCAAAGAAUGGUGACAAAUUUCCAGCAGUGGUGACACAGUUCCAGGACAGGUCUGGGCCUGCGUACCUGGCGGUGAAGGUGUUCCAGUGGCACGCAGGAACCUGGGACACUGGAGUGUUCACAGACUGAGGGAUGGACUUUAUGGCUCAUUUUUCUGGUGGUGAGAGGUGGGAGAGUGAUCCGGAUGUUUUCUUUUGGCUGUUUCCUUUAUUCAUGCUUCUGUUUUUGUUGGUGGUGCCUCUUCACUGUAAUCCUGUACACAUGACAAUAAAAUCUAAAGCAUUAAAAGCAUCACCCAUCACUGAAUCCAGAAUUACCUGUUCCCUGGUGGGCUUCUACCACAAGCUGCUCCAAAAAACAUCUUGUAGACAUUCCACAAAUUCCUUUACUCGAGAUCCGCUAUCAACCUGAUUUUCCCAGUCCACCUGCAUAUUGAAGUCCCCAUGACUACUGCAGUAGUGUUUUUCUCACAUGCCUUUUGUGUCUCCUGAUUUAUUUUCUUCCCCAUAUCCUGACGACUGCUUGGAAGCCUGUACAUAACUCCCUCCAGGGCUAUUUCUUAUUUUGCAGUUCCAUAACCACCUACCAACUCUGAGCCACUUCUUGCUUUCGAUUUACCAACAAGGCAACCCUGCACAAACGACCCAUCUGCCUCUACUUUCAAUAGGACGUGUAUCCUUGGAUAGUUAGUUCUUAGCCAUAUCUCUGUGAUAGCCGCAACAUCGUUCCUGCCAAUUUCAAUCUGCGCUAAGGGUCGAGGUCCAAAACGUCAGCUUUCCUGCUCUUCUGAUGCUGCUUGGUCUGCUGUGUUCAUCCAGCUCCACACCUUGUUAUCUCUACAAGCUAAUUUACCCUGUUUUGUGUACUGCAUGUAUUUAAGUACGACACCCUCAGUCCUGCAUUGACUGACCCCCUUAUUUGCUGUGCCUGAGCUUAGAUUUCCUUACUGUAUGCUUUGUUAUUUGUUCUGACAGGGUGAAGUCGUGGUAAGGUCCCUGGACUAGUUAUCACAUGCCUCGGGCUCAUGGCCUGGGCUCAUGGAUUCAGAAGGAAGCUUUUUGGCCCAUUGUGUCCACACUGCCUCUUUGAGUGACAGUGAUGACUUUAGUGCUAUUCCAAAGAAAAGGAAUGCAUGGAAUGUUUGCAGGAUGGCUUUUUGGAACAGCUUGUGAUGGAGCCCACAAGGGAGCAGGCUAUUCUGGACUUAGUGCUAUGUAAUGAGCCUGACUUUAUAAAAGACCUUAAAGCAAGGGAACACUUAGGAGGCAGCGAUCAUAAUAUGGUAGAGUUCAGUCUGCAGUUUGAAAGAGAGAAAGCAAAAUCGGAUGCAAUGGUGUUACAGUUAAAUAAAGAUAAUUACAGGGGCGUGAGAGAGGAAUUGAUGAAAAUUGACUGGAAGCAGAGCCUAGCGGGAAGACAGUAGAGCAACAAUGGCAGGAGUUUCUGGGUGUAAUUGAGGACACAGAACAGAGGUUCAUUCCAAAGAAAAGAAAGAUUAUCCAGGGUGGGAUUAGACAGCCAUGGCUGACAAAGGAAGUCAGGAAAUAUAUCAAAAAAAAAGAGGCAGCCUAUAAAGUGGCCAAGAGCACUGGGAAAUCAGAAGAUUGGGAAGACUACGAAAACAAACAGAGGAUAACAAAGAGAGAAAUAAGGAAGGAGAGGAUCAAAUAUGAAGGUAGGCUAGCUAGUAAUAUUAGAAAUGAGAGUAAAAGCUCCUUUCAAUACAUAAGAAACAAACGAGAGGCAAAAGUAGACAUUGGGCUGCUCCAAAUUGAUGCUGGAAGGCUAGUGAUGGGAGAUAAGGAAAUAGCUGAAGAACUUAAUAAGUACUUUGCGUCAGUCUUCACAGUGGAAGACAUGAGUAGUAUGCCAACAAUUAGGGAGAGCUAGGGGGAAGAGUUGAGUAUGGUAGGCAUUACAAAAAAGAAAGUGCUAGAAAAGCUAAAAGGUCUAAAAAUUGAUAAAUCUCCUGGCCCCGAUGGGCUACAUCCUAGAUUUCUGAGGAAGGUGGCUGAGGAAAUAGCAGAGGCUUUGGUCAUGAUCUUUCAAAAGUCACUGGAGUCAGGGCAAGUCCCAGAUGAUUGGAAAAUUGCUGUUGUAACCCAUUUGUUUAAGAAAGAAUCAAGGCAAAAGAUGGAAAAUUAUAGGCCAAUUCGCCUAACCUCGUAGUUGGUAAAAUUCUAGGAUCCAUUGUCAAGGAUGAGGUUUCUAAAUUCCUGGAAGUGCAGGGUCAGAUUAGAACAAGUCAGCAUGGAUUUAGUAAGGGGAGGUCGUGCCUGACAAACCUGUUAGAAUUCUUUGAAGAGGUAACAAGUAUGUUAGACCAGGGAAACCCAGUAGAUGUUAUCUAUCUCGACUUCCAAAAGGACUUUGAUACGGUGCCUCACGGGAGGCUGCUGAGCAAGGUGAGGGCCCAUGGUGUUCAAGGUGAGCUACUGGCUUGGAUUGAGGAUUGGCUGUCUGAGAGAAGGCAGAGAGUUGGGAUAAAAGGCUCUUUUUCAGAAUGGCAACCGGUGCUGAGUGAUGUCCCGCAGAUUUCAGUGUUGGGGCCGCAGCUGUUCACCUUAUACAUUAAUGAUCUGGAUGAAGGGACUGGGGGCAUUCUGGCGAAGUUUGCCGAUGAUAUGAAGAUAGGUGGACAGGCAGGUAGUACUGAGGAGGUGGGGAAGCUGCAGAAAGAUUUAGACAGUUUAGGAGAGUGGUCCAGGAAAUGGCUGAUGAAAUUCAAUGUGAGCAAAUGUGAGGUUUUGCAUUUUGGAAAAAGAAUGCAGGCAUGGACUAUUUUCUAAGUGGUGAGAAAAUUCGCAGAGCAGAAGUACAAAGGGAUCUGGGAGUGUUGGUCCAGGAUUCUCUAAAGGUUAACUUGCAGGUAGAGUCCGUAAUUAAGAAAGCGAAUGUAAUGUUGUCGUUUAUCUCAAGAGGGUUGGAAUAUAAAAGCAGUGCUGUGCUUCUGAGGCUUUAUAAAGCUCUAGUUAGGCCCCAUUUAGAAUACUGUGUCCAAUUUUGGGCCCCACACCUCGGGAAGGACAUACCAGCCCUGGAGCGUGUCUAGCGGAGAUUCACAUGGAUGAUCCCUGAAAUGGUAGGUUUAACGUAUGAUGAACGGCUAAGGAUCCUGGGAUUGUACUCAUUAGAGUUUAGAAGGUUGAGGGGAGAUCUAAUAGAAACUUACAAGAUAAUGUACGGUUUAGAAGGGGUGGACGCUGGGAAGUUGUUUCCGUUAGGUGGGGAGACUAGGACCCGUGGGCACAGCCUUAAAAUUAGAGGGGGUAAAUUUAAAACUGAAAUGAGACGACAUUUCUUCAGCCAGAGAGUGGUGGGCUUGUGGAAUUCAUUGCCGUGGAGGCCGGGAUGUUGGAUGCCUUCAAGGCAGAGAUUGACAAAUUCUUGAUCUCACAAGGAAUCAAGGGUUACGGUGAGAGUGCAGGGAAGUGGAGUUGAAAUGCCCAUCAGCCAUAAAUGGCGGAGUGGACUUGAUGGGACGAAUGGCCUUACUUCCACUCCUAUGUCUUAUGGUCUUAUGGACCCUUCCUCAGUUCAGACUUGCUGAGUUUUUCCAGCAACUUUGUUUUUAUCCCUGGUUUACAGCAUCUGUAGUUCUUUCAGUUUUUGUUUAGUGUUAUUCUUGAUAGUGCAUUCCAGACCUGAAUACUUACUUUGAGCAUUUGCUCUCUUUUGCAAAUUACUGUGGUAAACCUUCAAACGUUUUAGAAUCUAAAGGAUUAAUCUUGUGAACAUUGAGAGAAAUAUCUGACCAUCAAUUUCGACAGGCUGAACUAAGCACUAACAUUCGUUCUAUUAACGUUCUGAUUGCUUGAUUCUGCCUCUAAGCAUGAUAGUUGAUGACUAGUUGGAUGUUAGCAAAAUUGCAUUCUGGUAUUUGUAGUUCCUCCUUUCUGCUCAUUGUCAUGUUGGCGGUCUACCUACUGGCACUGAGAUAUUCCAUACUAGGAGGUCUUGCUGACCUCAUUGGUUUAACUGUUUUCAUUCCUGCCGACUGCGGCCUCACCCGGAUGAAUGUCCUUCAGUCCACCACAUAAAACUCUACACAUUGCUCCAAAACUGAACAAUGAAUCCGAUCCAGCCAAUUGGUACCCUGUUAACAUCCUGUCAAAAUGGAAGUGGCAGCAUUGGGGUGAGGUCGUUCUGAAUGUGAAGUGGUGUCAAUUUGUACUCAAAUUUGAAUAAUUUUGGAUGUGAAUGUGAAUUAAUCUGCACUGGAGUUGUUCCAAAUGUGAGAGAGAAUCAAUCAGUCUGCACCAUUAGGAAUGGAUGUGGAGAUAAAUACUAUCUUGUGGCUGAAGGUAUAUCAGGCCCAAAGGAGGAUUGUUGAGGUCAAGAAUCAAUCAUUUCAGCUUGAGGAUGUCACCCAUUAGAAAUUGUCCCUCUGUAACUAGGGGCUGCUGCUUGAUGAGGCAGGAUGUCCUCAGUUUUGCACUAGAGUCUGGUACCCUCCUUCAGUAUUAUACUGGCUCAAGGUGCAUUUUAA